This is a messenger RNA of Paramuricea clavata, 2697 nucleotides long. The record is from the annotation of a GenBank genome assembly. Lineage: Eukaryota; Metazoa; Cnidaria; Anthozoa; Malacalcyonacea; Plexauridae.
AUGUCCGUCUCUGAUGAUGUUGAUCUCUACUGGUUUCGGUGGAAAGCAUUAUUUUUAGCUGCAGUAGAAAAAUGUGUGCCUGUUAAAGUUAUAAAAGACACAAACUCUCCUCCAUGGAUUGAUGGAGAAAUCAGGCACCUCCUGCGCAAGAAAUAUCGAGCUCUCAAAAAAUACCGCGAAAAUAGAACUGAACAACGCAAACGUAAACUUAGAUCUCUAAGUAAUGACAUCAAAAUCCUUGUCAGACAUAAACAUCGUGAUUACCUCAACAAAAUCGUGGGUUCUUUCUGUGAAAAUCCAAAACUGUUCUGGAGCUAUCAUAAAGCGGUAUUACAUCAUCGCUCAGGAGUCGACUCUGUCAUUACGCAUAAUGGUCAAACAGUCAAGACGUCCGGAGAAAAAGCUGAGCUCUUUAACACGUACUUUUGCUCUGUGUUUACUUCUCCCAACACCGUGCCCAGUACGAUGCCCUCUAACCCCAAUCGAUCAGAUGUUGAAAUCUCCGAUGUGCAGCUGUCUGUGGAAGAAGUGGAACUUUGCUUGGCUGGCUUAGAUUCAUCUAAAGCCUCCGGUCCAGAUGGGAUUCCUGCACACAUUCUAAAACAAUGUAGCAAGGAAAUCGCACCAAGUUUAUGUGCUUUGUUCAACCACUCUCUGCGCACUGGGCGUUUUCCAGCUGAAUGGAAGAAUGCAGACGUAACACCUGUGCACAAGAAAGAUCUGAAGGAACCUGCUGGAAACUACAGACCCAUCUCUUUAUUGUCAAUAGUUAGUAAAGUGAUGGAACGCUGCGUCUGCAACAGGUUCUAUGCCCACGUGUCACGUCUAAUCACAGAACUUCAGCACGGUUUCAUGCGUAAUCGUUCUUGUGUGACACAACUCCUUCCUGUUCUCCACUCUAUUAGUAAAUCACUCGACCGGAACACUCAAACUGAUAUGCUUUAUUUUGAUUUCGCUAAGGCGUUUGAUUCUGUAGACCACGCCAUUCUUAUCCAGAAACUUAAAUGGUAUGGCGUAACGGGUCAACUCCUUAGCUGGUUUAAGGACUAUCUCAACCAUAGAUAUCAGAGAGUUGUGAUAGACGGUGUUGCCUCUCAGUACCUACCAGUCACCUCUGGUGUGCCACAAGGAAGCCUUGUUGGACCUCUGCUGUUUGUCAUCUUUAUUAAUGACUUACCUGACUCUAUCCAGGAACAGACGAGUUCAGCUCUCUAUGCAGAUGACACAAAAUUAUACCGCUCUAUUUCGUCCCAAAGUGACUGUGAGAACUUGCAACGUGACAUAUCGAACCUAAAUACUUGGAGUCAUAACUCCAAUAUGAAGUUUAAUGCCUCCAAGUGUAAGGUAUUGACGGUCACUCGGAAGAAAUCGCCUGUACUUACGGACUACCACCUGGACAACGCCAUUUUACAACGCGUUCAACAGGAAAACGACCUAGGAGUUAUCGUCAAUAGCAAGCUAUCUUGGGACACUCACAUCUCCUCAAUCGUCAACAAAGCUAACAGGAUGCUCGGUCUCCUGAAGAGAACAUGUCCUCUCAUCACAGACACCAAAGUUAGACGAACACUUUAUCUAGCCUUGGUAAAGUCGCAGCUGUGCUACGCAACUGAGGUUUGGUCACCUUCAAACGCAAAGUUGCAGAUUCUCCUAGAACGAGUACAGAGACGGGCAACUCGAUGGAUUCUAAGAACUAAAGUUGGUGAGCUGCCAUACGAAGACAGGCUGAAAUCUCUAAACCUAUUGCCACUAACUUAUGAUCGAGAAAUCAGAGAUCUUGUGUUGGUUUAUAAAUGUAUUUCUGGUCAUACCGAUUUAAACAUUAAUCAACUUUUAACCUUCGUAGAGCACAAUCGAUCUCGCGCACAAAAUCCAGCCCUAAUGUUAAAACACUCCUGCUGUAAAACAUCCACCUUUCAGGCAUCGUUUUUUAAUAGAAUAGUAAAGCCUUGGAACUAUAUAUGUAAAAUAGCCUCUCCAGAAAAGUUUGCCACUGUAAAUAUUUUUAAAAGCUUUUUGCACAAGACAUACACCGCCUUGGUGAACAGUACUUUUAAUGUAGAUAUGACAUGUACUUGGUCGCUCAUAAGAGACUGCCCUUGUCACCGUACUUAAGUCCUAAGUUAUAUAUGUAUAUAUUCUGUAUAGUAAAUAAGUUUGUUUUCACUAGUUUAGUUUAGGGGUGGCGCCCUGCAUGGGUAUCGUUGUCCCGUUUGCGCUAGCCCCAUUGGACGUAUACCCUGUAGUCUUUGUUUGUAUAAUAAUAUGUAACCUUUUAUCUGUAUGUCCAAUAAAGCUGUUAAAAAAAAAAGAAAAAAAAAAGAAAAAAAAAAAAGAAAACCAGAACAAAUUACAGUAUAAAAUCACAACAAACUGCGGAAGUGGGACACUUUUUGUAUUUUCACUGUAAAAACUAAUUAAUUUUUUUUUCUUUCGCAAUUUCGUGUGUAGCUUUUAGCAUGCAGAGUACAGACAGAGAGCUCACUGCAUGUAAAACGCUAAUGUUCAAGUGUAACCACUUCAAAAUCUUAGCCAGUGCGCGAUUGAGAUGUCUUCCUCCCCCCCUCCCCCCUGGAAAGUUACAAAAUACAAGUAAAUUCAGGAGGGCAAAAGUCUCUCUGUCGCGCACUUGCUAAACUCGUUUUUAUGGGCGAAAUAAUGACGAAAAGUGGUUGCCGGCUUUUUUGGCUGCAUGAGUGA